AUCAUGACACAUCAGGUCAGCCGCUCUCCGUUCCUCAAGCCCUUCUACACGAGGACCCCGGUUGGUGGGGUCAUUCCGCGAACCCAGAGACGCCACACGCUCCCCGCCAGCGAGUUCAGGAACCUGACCCCACAGGACGCCAUCAGCGUGUUCGAGAUCGAGAGAGAAGCAUUCGUCUCUGUGUCUGGCGAGUGUCCACUCACUCUUGACGAGGUGCUGAACUUCCUAAGUCAGUGUCCGGAGCUCUCCCUGGGCUGGUUUGAAGAGGGCCAGCUGGUGGCGUUCAUCAUCGGCUCAGGCUGGGGCAAAGAGAGACUGGAGCAGGAGGCCAUGACCCAGCAUAUCCCAGAAACCUCAGCAGUGCACAUCCAUGUGCUGUCUGUGCACCGCCACGCUCGCCAGCAGGGUAAAGGUUCCAUCCUGCUGUGGCGCUACCUGCAGUACCUGCGAUGUGUGCCAGGCCUCCGGAGGGCCCUGCUGGCCUGUGAGGAGUUCCUGGUUCCCUUCUACCAGAAGGCAGGCUUCAAGGAGAAGGGGCCUUCUGCCAUCACCGUGCCCAACCUCACCUUCCAGGAGAUGGAGUACCAUAUCGGCGGAGCGGCCUACGCACGGCGGAACAGCGGCUGCUAG
Messenger RNA from Salvelinus namaycush (lake trout), 630 nucleotides. Its product is annotated as serotonin N-acetyltransferase-like. The coding region runs from base 4 to 630 and encodes 208 amino acids. Gene Ontology annotation, biological process: response to light stimulus; circadian rhythm. The record is from RefSeq and is a predicted model, not a curated record. Gene Ontology annotation, cellular component: cytoplasm. The transcript is spliced from 3 exons. Lineage: Eukaryota; Metazoa; Chordata; Actinopteri; Salmoniformes; Salmonidae. Gene Ontology annotation, molecular function: aralkylamine N-acetyltransferase activity.